AUGAGAAUUACAACUGUCACCGGAUGGGACGAUCAUACUUUCAUGAUUGCAGCCGUGUUUUCUACGGCAACUUUAGCUCUCAUGUUUCCAUUGGCAAGUCUAGGCUUCGGAAAACAUGCUUGGACAAUAGAUCCGUCUAGCAUAAUCCACAUCCGACAGCUUUUCUAUGCAGGGCAGAUAAAUUACGUAUUCGUUCAGAUUCUCUCGAAGGUUUCGCUCUUACUGUUUUUCCUGAGGAUUUUCUUCCUACAGAAAUGGACUCGCAUAGGGUGCUACCUCACCUUGACAUUUCUUGGAACGAAAUGGAUAAUCUUUCUCAUGAUAGUCAUAUUCCAAUGUACCCCAGUCCGUUCAACAUGGGACUUCUCAGUGCCGAGUCAUUGCGUCAACGUCAAAGUCUUAACUAUUCUGGCUGGUGGAUUUAGUAUUCUAGAGGAUCUGAUCAUUCUCUCUCUUCCGAUUCCAUGCAUAAAGUCCUUGAAUAUUGGAGCUGGAAAGAAGAUCACAGCAACAAUUAUGUUCAGCAUCGGCUCUCUCGCAACUAUCAUAAGCAUCGUGCGACUCCGAUACCUCAUGACGUUUGGCUCCUAUGUCGAUACCACAUGGGACGAUGUGGACGCCUUCGUCUGGUCCGUCAUCGAAAACAGUCUUGCACUAGUAUGUGCUUGUCUUCCAGCCCUUCGGCCACUUCUCUGCCUGCUCGCCCCCAAAGUUUUUGGUGUGUUUUCACGUUCAGCAAAACCAGCCACACCAGAUGCAUGUUCAUCGUCGCCGCUUCGUAGCUGGAAGAACAGAAAAACGCACAGCCAGAUCGCGGAUGAUGAGCAGUCGGCAAUAUAUUUCGUUCCACAAGAAACGAUUUCCUCUGGCGUAACGGACUCACGUGGUCAGAACACGAUGGGACGGGACUUGGAGGAUGGUCAGGGAAUUGAUUUAAUUGUUGUAAAGCUGGAUGGAAAGAACGAUAUUUCCAAUAAUUUAAAGUAA
This is a messenger RNA of Glarea lozoyensis ATCC 20868, 987 nucleotides long. RefSeq lists its product as uncharacterized. Lineage: Eukaryota; Fungi; Ascomycota; Leotiomycetes; Helotiales; Helotiaceae. The record is from RefSeq and is a predicted model, not a curated record. The transcript has 5 exons. The coding region runs from base 1 to 987 and encodes 328 amino acids.